Messenger RNA from Pangasianodon hypophthalmus (striped catfish), 4928 nucleotides. RefSeq names its product sp3a transcription factor (gene sp3a). The transcript is spliced from 7 exons. Bases 603 to 2744 code for a protein of 713 amino acids. Gene Ontology annotation, molecular function: RNA polymerase II cis-regulatory region sequence-specific DNA binding; DNA-binding transcription factor activity, RNA polymerase II-specific. NCBI's taxonomy places the organism in Eukaryota, Metazoa, Chordata, Actinopteri, Siluriformes, Pangasiidae. The record is from RefSeq and is a predicted model, not a curated record. Gene Ontology annotation, biological process: regulation of transcription by RNA polymerase II.
AAACUGAUUGAUAGGGCGUACGACCAAUCAGAACCCAAAGUCUGAAGUGAGGCAGCCAAUAGCGGGAGAGAAGAACGGCGGGACAUCCUGUUCGUGACGCAAAUUUUCACAGUCAACAUCGGAAGCUCCACCUUUUGUGUUUCCCGCACCGUCAAUCAAAAUAGAAAAAAUAGACUCGAUUCAGCGAUCGCAGCCCGCCUCCGAAUAAUAUAAUCAUGCUUGGCGUGUAAUUAAAUCGAGAUUUUUUUUCUAUUAAAGUAAUUCACGUAAUGACUGGUAUGUAAGACUCAAUACAUUUGCAUUAGACGCAUUCCGCAGCCCUGUCUUAGCUAAGCUAAUGCUAAUGCUGGCUAAGUGUGUAGGUUUGGUUUGCUAAUCUCUUUGCAGUUGUGCUAACUGUUAACAUUAGCCAGUUAGCUUAGCCACUUCUGAAUUUUCCGAUUUGUGUGCAGAUAGCAGCUCUGUUUGUGCUCAGUUUGUUGAAGUAUUCUUUGUUGUGGUCGGAGAGUUGAGCUGGCAGUACGUCCGACUGAGCUGUUCUGCUUCGUGUCCGUGCACCGUGCCUGUGUACAGCGCCCAAACAGCCGGGGAGACAAGAGGAAAUGGCUGCCUUAGACGUGGACAGCAGUCAAAGCGAGUUUCUGCAGCAAGAUGGUAGCAGGGGAGACCAGGCCAGUCCGCCGUCGCCGCUCGCUCUGCUGGCGGCCACCUGCAGCGAGCUCGCCUCGCCCUCCUCCCGGGGGGAGAACAGAGCUGCCGCUGCCGGGGCUGCAGAUUCUGGAUCAGUGCAGCUAACAAGCUCAUCAGAAAGAUGGGAUGGAGUCAAGGAUGACUCAAGCAUUGUGCAGCUGCCCAGUGGGGGCAUAGUCACCUCCAAUGGGCAGUAUGUUCUUCCCAUUCAGGGCCUUCAGGGCCUCCAGAGCCAGCCCAUUUUAUUAACAUCAGGGACAGACUCCUCCGCCAAUGCAGUGCCUAACAUCCAGUACCAGGUUAUCCCGCAGAUCCAGACAACUGAUGGGCAGCUGGGAUUCUCCGCUUCAACGGUAGAGGGUGCCUCCCUGGCUCAGGAUGCCUCAGGGCAGAUCCAGAUUCUUCCUGAUGGCUCUCAGGCCAUCAGUGUAGCCGGGACUGCCUCGGCUGGCAUUCUCAGCAACAGCCCGAACCUCAUGGCCCAGACUGGCCAAGUGCAGCAGAUCCAGGGAGUCACUCUGGGAAGCUCAGCCUUUAACAGUCAGGGGCAGGUGGUUGCUAACGUGCCUGUGGGUUUGCCUGGGAAUAUUACCUUUGUGCCCAUUAACAGUGUAGAUCUGGACUCACUAGGGCUCUCCGGGGCACAGACAAUAGCCACGGGGCUGACCGCUGAUGGACAGCUAAUCAUGACCAAUCAGACGGUGGAAAACACAGAAGGCUCAGAGAAAACAGGAGAACAGCUAUCACAGCAAACACUAGUGGUCAACAACACUAAUGCAGCAGCAGAGAUGUUUGUGCCUACCACAUCUUCCUCAUCAUCAUCGUCAUCUUCGUCCUCGCAGUUGCCUGCCAGCACAAUCGAUGGCACGGGUGUGCUGACGCAGGGCACGCCUGAGCAGACUGAAGGAUUCCUUGCUCAGAGCCAGGUGCAGGUGUCCACAGGGCAGCAGGUGAUCCAGCUGCAGCAGGUGCCACUCCAGAGCAGCGACGGGCAGCUGGGCCAGCAACAGAUAGCCACCCAGGGGCAGCAGCCUCUCCAGAACGUCCAGCUCAUCAACCCAGGGACCUUCCUCAUUCAGGCGCAGACCGUCACACCAUCAGGCCAGAUACAGUGGCAGACCUUCCAGGUUCAGGGUAUUCAGAACCUCCAGAACCUGCAGCUCCAGACAGCCCCAGCCCAACAGAUAACGUUAGCCCCAGUACAGACCCUCUCUAUAGGGCAGGGUGCCCUAAGUACCACUCCUGUCAGCAUCAGCUCUGGGCAGAUUCCCAAUCUGCAGACGGUCACAGUUAAUUCGGUGGAUCAUGCGGGGCUCCAGCUCCAGGCUGACGACACAGACAGCCCUGGAGAUAUUCGGAUAAAGGAGGAGCCAGACUCAGAAGAGUGGUCUCUUGCUGGUGACUCCACUCUGAAUACUAAUGACCUGUCUCACCUGCGUGUGCGCUUAGUAGAAGACGAGAUGGAGGGUCUGGGCCAGGAGGGCAAACGGCUGCGCAGGGUCGCCUGCACCUGCCCCAACUGCAAAGAGGGAGGAGGAAGGGGUGCCAACAUGGGGAAGAAGAAGCAGCAUGUAUGUCAUAUAGCAGGCUGUGGGAAGGUGUACGGGAAGACAUCUCACCUUCGAGCUCACUUGCGCUGGCACUCAGGAGAGAGGCCUUUUGUCUGCAACUGGAUGUUCUGCGGCAAGAGAUUCACACGCAGCGAUGAGCUGCAGCGACAUCGGAGAACACAUACAGGCGAAAAGAAGUUUGUGUGUCCUGAGUGCUCAAAGCGCUUCAUGCGAAGCGACCACCUGGCCAAGCACAUAAAGACGCAUCAGAAGAAGGGCAGCGGUGGCGCAGUGGUGGCAAGCAUGGAGACCUCUGCCUCCUCUGACAGCAUCAUCACCUCAGGAGCUACCACACUCAUCCUCACCAACAUCCAGCCAGGUGCCGUGCAGGGCCUUGCUACCGUUAACGCUACUGUUAACACGUCCAACUCGCAGGAGCUGCUCACUACAGCAGAGAUCCCGCUGCAGCUAGUCACCGUCGCAGCCAGUGAAGCUGCAGAGUGACGCAUACACACAGGAGCUGAGCAACUAACAGAGAGGACUUUCUCAAUUGUCAGGAAAGAAACUGCUUCACAAGGAUUCAAGUAAACUUUUUAUCAGACUGCCAAGGUUAUGUUGCUUUGGGCAUAGUGUCAUUAUUAUCUUCUCCUAUCUCUUCCUCCUGGAUAUCAGUUUGACCACAAGACUCCUCUCCCUCAAAUUUAUCCUGCUUUUUAUACCCCCACAGAUUAUUCUCAUUUACGUAAAUAUAUCCAUUUACGUAAAUGCACAUAUAUAAAAAUAUAUUUUACAAAUAUAGAAUAUCAAUUUAUGUUUGUCUGCAGUUUUUUUAUGGCAAGAAUGGAACAGAAGAAAAUCGUCGAAAGUGGUUUCCAUAUAAAAAACACUGAAAUGCCUUAUUUUGUAUCAUAUUCAUGUUGUGUACAAAAGUAGAGUUGCUGACAAGCUUUAAAGCAACUGUAUUUGUUUGAAUGGGAGUAACCUUUAUAAAGGAACCUAGGUCUGGUCAACGGGAGUGAUGUUAAUCUAAUGUGGUGGCUAGUUUAGGGUAUGUUGUGGCGUUAGUUGGCCGCACUAUAAGGGAGGAUGUUCAGGCUAGAACAUUAGAAUGAAGUGUGCCACUCUGGUGCUGGGCGUUAUGAAGUUCUUCAUGUCCAAAUGUGUCUUUAAUGUACGUGUUUCUGAUGCUUUUCUCUGAAAACAUGCAUAUAUAAUUUUUUUUUUUCAAUGUGGUCCUUUUAUUUUAUUUAGUAGAAAUCAAGGCUCUGCGAAGCUCUUUCUCUUUAAACUGAAGCGUUGUGAAGAAAAUUAUAAAAAUGAAAAACAAUCAGUGUAAUUAAAAACCUUUUUUUUUUUCCUUCUUCUUCAACCUCUUACAGUUGAUCACAUGUUAUGCAUUUGUUAAGUCUUUUUGAGCAAGACAAUAUUUAUAUGAGGCUUUGCAUAGUAAACUGGUUUUGUGGUGUCUACAUCUCUUAAAUAGCUUUUUUUUUUUUUUUUUUUUUUUUUUUUUAAUUUUUUAAAUAUGUAUAAUAAUUCCAGUAUGUCAUUUUUCUAAGGCUGAACUAUCUAAGCUGAAUCAUUAUCAGAAUCAUUUGAUAUGUAAUGGGCAGAUUUGUGGUCUAGAAAUUGGUGACAUGUCAGUGUCGCAUGAAGAGGAUGUGAUUUGUCUGGAUGUGCCUGGAGUUUUUUCUCUCUGGGUUGUGUGUGUGUAGAGCUGUACCACAUGGUGAUCCAUUAGGAAUAAGGAGUACUCGAUUACAGGUGUGCUGUGCCACUGGUGUUAAAGCUGUUUGGACCAAAUUCAAUCAAAUCACUUUUAAACUGCUCAAGAGACAAGGACCGAUUCUACAAACCACCAUGUAACAACAAAAAACGUCCAGUUUAGUUUUAGGCCAGCCAGUUCUGUACAGGAAACACAGAAUUUGAACCUGUAUCGAGAUUUUUAGCUUCGCGAUGGUUCUGAUGGGUUCUGCAGUAAUUCGAUUGACUUUGUUCUGAUCUGCCAUAGCCAUGUUAGGAGGAGGCUGGGGUACUCCUGAUUUGAGAUCCUGCGCAGAGAGGAAAAAAAUGUCCAUUUUCAUGUGCAAAUACACUUGUUUAUUACUGGUAUAUACUCACAGUUUGAUAAUGAACUUUUUUAUAAAGAGAGCAUAACUCUUUUAUAUACUUCACAGGUUGCUGAAGGACAUAUUUCUUGCCCUCAGUAUGCAGUUUGUUCUUCAAGCGAUGGUGUAGGAAUAUUUCCCUCUUUAUCUCCAGGAUUGUUUUGCACUUUCAUAUGAUGGAUUAUUCCAUGUAAUCCAGACAUGAAUUAUGAGUUCAGUUGCCAGUCUGUUUUAGGAGUUUCAGCUAUUAAGGACAAGAAAUUUAAACAUGCUAAUGAUGAUCCAUGCUAAACUACCCAACCUUGCUGAAACGGAUAACGUCAUUAGUUAAGUGUAAUUGAUGAAACACUAUUUUGUUUUCUGAAUUUUUUUUUUUUUUUCCUAUUUCCUUCCUACUAUUUGCAUUUUUAAUAUGUUGCCCUAGUUUGUGAGGUCAAAUAUAAUUUUGUUCACUAUAAAUAGCAUUGUAACGUCUCUUGUAUUGUUAUUUGGUCUUUUUUUCUGAAAAAGCUUCAAACUAUUGUACAAUGCCCACUUUUGAGGGCAGCUUUUUAUUUCACACUAAAAUGACUAAAAAGAA